AUGUUAUCACUUCAAAAAGCCGUUUAUAAUAACUUCGUUAGUUUUGCCACAUCUGAUGAGGAUCUUAGAUUGAAAGAGGCAAAAAAGGCUGUAACAAGAUCAUUCGAAGAUCCUGCUGAUCAGGAAACAUUCGAUAGGAUGCAGAUUGUCUUUUUGCAAUGUGA
Messenger RNA from Racocetra fulgida, 164 nucleotides. NCBI's taxonomy places the organism in Eukaryota, Fungi, Glomeromycota, Glomeromycetes, Diversisporales, Gigasporaceae. The record is from the annotation of a GenBank genome assembly.